AUGUGGAAAACAAUUGUUAGCACAUCUGCAGUUGCUGGAAUAUCAUUUCUGGUUGGAAAAUAUUCGAAUGAGCAAGUUAUUCGAAAUGCACAAUCAGCUGAAAAUGUUGAAUUAGUGAGUUUUUUUUAAAUUCAGAAUUGCAUUUUUUGUCAAACAGAAAACUAUUGGAAAACCACAAGCACCAAUAAAAUUGGAUGAAAAUGCGAUGGGACCAUCGAGAGCAUCAGAAAUCAUGAAAUUCGGUUUCCCUGGUUUUGAUCACAUUCGAAGUUAUGAAGAUUUUGUGUUAUCUUAUGAUAGAAGGACUAGAAAUGCACAUUGGGUAAUGAACAAUAUUCUCAUUGUAAAUUUGGAAAAUAUUUGAUUUAGACAUUGGAACAUUUGGUACCGGAAAGAUUAGUGAGAGCAAAAGAUGUUGAUCGAGCAAAAAGUGAAUUUCGGCCAGAUACUUCGAUGCACAGUUUUUUCAGAGCCGAAAAUGAGGACUUUAGAGUAGGUCAUAGAAUUAUCUCUAUCUUCAUUUUCAUAUAAUCUCCUUAAGGGAAGUGGAUUUGAUCGAGGACAUCUUGUUGCGGCUGCAAAUCAUCGAAAAAAUCAACUUGCUUUGGAUCAAACAUUUUUCCUGACAAAUAUUUCACCGCAAGUUGGAAAAGGUUUCAAUCGUGAUAAAUGGAACGAUUUGGAAAUUUACACGAGGUGAAUUUUUUGAAGCUCAAUCAAAAUUUUUGUUUUUGUUUCAGAAAAGUUGCCAGAAAAGCUUUGAAUACUUAUGUAGUCACUGGGCCAUUAUUUUUGCCGAAAACUUUUGAGGAUGGAAAGAAUUACGUUAAAUAUCAGGUUAUUGGAAAGAAUAAUGUUGCAGUCCCUACUCAUUACUUCAAAGUUUUACUUCUCGAAACUUCUCCAAAUAAUUAUGAAUUGGAAUGUUUUAUUCUUCCAAAUGCUGUUAUUCCGGAUUCUACCGAACUUUCAACGUUCCAUGUUCCAUUAGAGGCAAUUGAAAAAGCUGCAGGAUUAUUGAUUUUUGAAAAACUUCCAAAAGGGUUAAUCAAAAAAAUUAACGGGAAAAGUACGAGUAAAUUCUGGUGA
Caenorhabditis angaria is the source of this 1089-nucleotide messenger RNA. The record is from the annotation of a GenBank genome assembly. Lineage: Eukaryota; Metazoa; Nematoda; Chromadorea; Rhabditida; Rhabditidae.